GAGUGCUCAUUCAGUUGCCAAAAGCAAAGUGGUUCAGAUCGUUUUAGUGCUCAACACGCAGAUAUCAUGUCGAAGAACGAGGCGGAGGUCCAGUGGCUGCGAUCUACGAUUCUUCCGGAGAUCCUGAAGAGCGGGCGACUCGUGGAGAAUUACAGCGAUUCCAAGGCGGACACCUUCCACGUGGCAGACAUCGAUAUCGAUGUGAUCGGGCACUCGGAGGCCUUUAUGCUGACCUUCUGCUACAGAGCCAUCGUCAACUUCGAAUACGAUGGAGAGAAGUUACAGCGCAAAUUGGUCGUUAAGAAAACUCCUCCAAUGCCCCCAGCUAUUUAUGAGUCCAUUCAGUUUGGCGCCCUUUUCAGCAAUGAAAUCAAUUUCUACACUGAAAUUCUCCCAGAGAUACAGAAGUUGGCCGGAGGAAAGUUUGCGGCUCCCAAGUAUUAUUAUAGUGAAUUGAAUCCCCAUUCGGCGGUGGCUAUCAUGGAAAAUUUUGCGGAGAAGGGACUGCGAGUGACCAAGGAUCGGUUUGGCUUAAGCCUGGAGCAUGCCAUGCUAGCUAUGCAGUACCUGGGCGAAUUUCAUGGCUUCGCCUACGCCAUGAAGCACAAGAAUCCGGAGAAGUUCGCGCAGUUGACCAGCGGGCUAAAGGAAUCACGCUAUGCGAGGGAUGAUAUUCAUCACAUGUGGGAUCUUACCAUGAAGACGAGUCACAAGCGGUUGGCCAAGUCGGUGGCCACCUAUCAGCCUCAGGUUGGGGAGGAAUUUGUGAAUCAAUUGUGCCAUCUGGUCGGGAAUUACUUGAAUUAUGGCAGACAACGGGUGGCGCCCAGGGAACCACUGGCCACUCUCUGCCACGGAGAUUAUGUGAGAAACAAUGUUGCUUAUAGGUACAAUGACAAGGAGGAGCCGCAGGAGAUCAUGAUGUUCGACUACCAAACGCUGCGAGUGUCCUCUCCCAUGAUCGAUCUUGCGGUUUUCCUGAACGUAUCCGUUUUAGCCGAUGUGCGCUACCCCAACUUUGAUGCCAUCUUCGAUGAAUACUGUUCGUCGUUAUAUGACAGCUAUAGGAAAAAUGCCAAGGCAGAGGUUCCAGAGGCCAUGAGUCGUGCGGAGCUUCUAAAAGAGUAUGUGCGAUUUUUGCCGUAUGCCGUAUCCAUAACGGCCAGUUUUCUAAUGACCCUUGUUGAACCCUUGGAUAUGUCUCCUGAGGAGAUGUUCGCCAUGCAGUUUACGGAUGAGGAGAUCAUAAAACAAGCCAUGACCCAGGGCGGGGAUAUCGUGGAUAAAGAGGUUGCUCACCAGGUUAAGGAAAUGCUGGAACUGAGCCAACUGACUGGUGUUUCCAUUGACGACGGCAUUGAUUUGAAAAAAUUGUAACUCUAAAAAGUAAAACCGAUUAAACAUUCUUAAA
Molecule: messenger RNA, 1411 nt
Organism: Drosophila ficusphila
Lineage: Eukaryota; Metazoa; Arthropoda; Insecta; Diptera; Drosophilidae
Gene: JhI-26
Exons: 3
Coding region: 67-1377 (436 amino acids)
Source: RefSeq, a predicted model, not a curated record